Molecule: messenger RNA, 1323 nt
Organism: Heterostelium album PN500
Lineage: Eukaryota; Evosea; Eumycetozoa; Acytosteliales; Acytosteliaceae
Product: Rab GDP-dissociation inhibitor
Exons: 3
Coding region: 1-1323 (440 amino acids)
Biological process (GO): small GTPase-mediated signal transduction; protein transport; vesicle-mediated transport
Cellular component (GO): cytoplasm
Molecular function (GO): Rab GDP-dissociation inhibitor activity
Source: RefSeq, a predicted model, not a curated record
AUGGAUGAACACUAUGAUGCUAUUGUUUUGGGUACUGGAUUCAAGGAGUGCGUACUCUCUGGUUUGCUCUCGGUAGAGGGUAAGAAGGUGUUGCACAUGGAUCGUAACGGUUACUACGGUGGUGAGUCUGCCUCGCUCAACUUGGUUCAGUUGUUUGAGAAGUACCGUGGUGGUGCCAAGCCAACCGAGUCACUCGGUAACACUCGUGACUACAACAUCGAUCUCGUACCAAAGUUCAUUCUCUCUUCGGGUCUCUUGGUCAAGAUGUUGCUCCACACCCAGGUCACCCGUUACCUUGACUUCAAGGUCGUCGACGGUUCAUUCGUCUACAAGACCCCAAAGAUUCAAAAGGUGCCAGCCACCGAUGCGGAGGCACUCAGCUCACCACUCAUGGGUUUCUUUGAGAAGUUUGCCUGUAAGAAAUUCUUUGUAUAUGUACAAAACUAUGAAGAGAACAACCCAGCUACUCAUGACAAGUUGGAUUUGAAGACAAUGACAAUGAGACAAUUGUUUGCUAAAUUCACUUUGAAGGAAGAUACUAUUGAUUUCAUUGGUCAUGCUUUGGCUCUCUAUCUCAAUGAUGAUUAUUUGGAUAAACCAGCUUUGGAAGCAGUACAAAGAGUCAAGUUAUAUGCUGACUCCUUACAAAGAUACUCGAUUUCACCAUAUAUCUACCCAAUGUACGGUCUUGGUGAAUUACCACAGGCAUUCGCUAGAUUGUCUGCUAUCUACGGUGGUACCUACAUGUUGAACAAGCCAAUCGAUAAGAUCUCAUUCGAGGACGGUAAGGUCAGAGUCGAGUCACAAGGUGAGACUGCCACUGCCGACGUCAUCAUCGCCGACCCAUCGUACUUCCCAGACAAGGUCAAGAACACCGGUAAGAUCAUCCGUUCGAUCUGCGUCUUGAAUGCACCGAUUCCAAACACCAACAAUGCCGAGUCCUGCCAGAUCAUCAUCCCACAGAAGCAAGUCGGUCGUAAGAGCGAUAUCUACAUCGGUUGCAUCUCGUUCCCACAUUGCGUCUGUCCAAAGGGCAAGUACAUCGCCAUCGUUUCCACCACCGUCGAGACUGCCGACCCAGAGAAGGAGUUGGCACCAGCCUACGCCUUGCUCGGUCCAAUCGUCGACAAGUUCAUCAGCGUCUCACCAUACUACGUACCAUUGUCCGACGGUCAACAAGACAAGGUAUUCAUCUCAGAGUCCUACGAUGCUACCUCCCACUUUGAAACUACCUGUGAGGACAUCAUGAAAAUCUACAAGAGAAUCCUCAAGAAGGACUUGGUUCUCGUCACUGACAAGCCUCAAUCACCAGAGGAACAAUAA